GAAGAAGAACUUUGUAUAGGUUAUGUUUAUUAUUUGUUAAAAGGUUUAAUCUCCUUUGCAAGUUAAAACGAGAUCCCGAAAAUGAACACGAUCCUCCCGGACCAGAUUUUAGACCAGAUGGUCUGUUCAGAGUGUUCAAAAUACUUGUCGGUGUUGCCAGUUCUUGCCUACCCGAACAGAACCGUGAGAUGCGGCCGUUGUAUAGAAGAGGACGAUGGAGGAGUGCCAUCGCAGGUGAAUAAGGUUUUUCCAACCACACUCUUCAAAUGCGUUAAUCGUUACGAGGGAUGCACCUCACUUUUACUUCCCGAACAAGUAAAAGAACACGAAAAGAACUGCAUCAGCAGAAACUUGGACGUUUGCCCGUUGUGCACCGAAUUAAAAAUGCCACCCUACAUGCUGCUGGCACACUUUAAAAAAUGCCAUGGAAAUUAUUUGCUGAAAAAGCCUGUCGUCCAAAUUGAUGGCAACGUUGAUUCGGACGAAUUCUACUUAUAUUGCACCGAGAACACGCUUUUUAUGUUGAACCUUUCGGUAGAUACAGUGAAUGGUAAAAUUUUCCUGGACAAUAAGUUGGUUGGGCCCCACGAAUUAACCAAAGGGAUAAGUCAGCAAUUUCGUGUACAAGAAGGUUUGUUUUGCAAGAACAGUGAAGUUCAACCAUGUGACACAUCUUUGAAAAAGAGGUUUGAAUUUCCUUUGGGAGAGUUUAAAAAAUUGGACAAAAUUUUUUGCGAACUAAAUUUAAAUGUUGAUGCUGUGCAGUUUGCCAAUGUUCAAUUAAAGCUAAACAAAAACAUUAUAGAAGAACCAUUAAAAGAAAUAUACCAAAAAUCAAUGAUUAAUAACAUUAGCUGUAACUAUUUUGGAAGAAAACUUUACUUAUCCCCAAAAUUUAAACAAUUAAACCCUAAUGCAAAACUAUCCUUCUGUAAAUUGUAUUGUAUUGAUCUUGAGGAAGAUGGGAAUUUAUCUAUGUUGUUUUGUAGUUUUUGCGGAAACAAUUUAUAUUCUAAACCCUCUUAUAACUACAGAACUUGCUCUGAACCCAUUGUAUGUUGUCAAUCAUGUAAUGACAAUAUAAGCAAAACUUGUUCCGAAGGGCAUUAUCCAGAAGAAUAUUUACAUUUCAAUGAAUUUUUCCUAAACGUACAAGCAUACUGCAAAUGGAAAUGUGAACAAUAUUUUGAUAGCUUUAAUCUUUAUGAACAUGAACUGAACUGCAUUAAACAUGAGCCCAUACCAAUUUGUCCAGUGCCAAAUUGCUCUAGUGAGAAUUUUAAAAACUUUUUUGAACUAAACACUCAUUUUAACACCCAUAAAAAAGCAAUCUUAAGACCUUACUGUGAAAGUAAAAUUGGUUUUUUCAAUUUGGAACAAAAAGAUUAUUAUGUAUAUCUUGACCAUGUCACUGCUGUUUUCCGUAACAUUAAUGAUGAAAGAAUUAAAUUAAAAAAUUUAAUCAAAACCGAUAAGAGUGAGUUUAAAAUAUUUGUAAAUAAUACCCUAAUCAGGAUUGAUGAAGAGAUUGAGAUUCAAGAUAAAAUUCUGAAAUUUAGAGUAGCAGAAGAUUUUGUCGUCAAAUGCAAAAAAUAA
This is a messenger RNA of Brassicogethes aeneus, 1596 nucleotides long. The record is from the annotation of a GenBank genome assembly. NCBI's taxonomy places the organism in Eukaryota, Metazoa, Arthropoda, Insecta, Coleoptera, Nitidulidae.